Schistocerca americana (American grasshopper) is the source of this 2701-nucleotide messenger RNA. It is a transcript of the gene Cisd2, whose product is annotated as CDGSH iron-sulfur domain-containing protein 2 homolog. NCBI's taxonomy places the organism in Eukaryota, Metazoa, Arthropoda, Insecta, Orthoptera, Acrididae. Gene Ontology annotation, biological process: regulation of autophagy. Gene Ontology annotation, cellular component: mitochondrial outer membrane; intracellular membrane-bounded organelle. The coding region runs from base 167 to 556 and encodes 129 amino acids. The record is from RefSeq and is a predicted model, not a curated record. The transcript is spliced from 4 exons. Gene Ontology annotation, molecular function: 2 iron, 2 sulfur cluster binding.
UGUUGGCAGUAUGGAACGCACGGUGAUAAAAGUAGUUCAACGAAAAUAAGUGCGGUUGUAAUUGGGCUGGUUUUGUCAUGUUCCAUUAAACUUUAAAAUAUUCUAUCACCCACCCAAUAAGUAAUCUGUUGACAGUGUGUCAUUUGUUCGUGAUUGUAAGGUGAUAAUGGAGCCAGUUUCUAAUUUCGUCAAGGAAUCCGUACCGACUUAUUUAUCUAAUUUGCCAAUUCCCAAAACGUUUGAGGGCUGGUCCAAAUUGGAAGUUCGCGAUUGGACAACUCUAAUCCCUCUUGGUGCGUCGAUAGCAGCAGUAACGUUCCUAACCUACAAGGCUUUCGGGCCAGGCUCGAAGAAGACAAAUAUGAUCAAUCCUGAUAUAAGGAAAGAUCUGGCCAAAGUAGCAGAUGUUUUCGAUAUCGAGGAUAUUGGUGACAAAGUGAGCUUUUGUCGUUGUUGGCGGAGCAAAAAGUGGCCAUACUGUGAUGGAGUGCACAAGUACUACAACAGAGAAACAGGAGACAACGUGGGACCUUUAGUCAUCAAGCGCAAAGUAUGAAUUACUGGUACCGGUUCAUUGGUGUAGGAUACAAAUGGAUUAGGCUGCAGGGAUUCUUAUUAUUAGUUUUCUUUAUAUUUUUCUUUGGACAAACUAGAAUGUCUUGCAGAAAUAGUUCUACAAUAUAGACACAAUUAAGAACACUUUUGUACCCUCAUAACUAUGUUUAUGCUGUGAAACCAGAAUUUAUGUCAUCAUCUAUUAUGAACAAUUUCAAGUUCCCCUCUAUAUCGUUAACUUGUUUUUAAUAACUAUAUAUUGCAUGCUUCAGUAGAUUAAGAAACAUGCAUCAUAGUGCUGCACACACAGUGGUAUUGUUGUAAAAAGUAGCCAAUUUCAGUUAUGGAACACAGACAGUGCAAUAUACUUCUGUUAUUAACACAUUUAUAUGCUUGCAUGGAUCAUACUAUAAAACAAAGCAGUUCUCAGUUUGGAGGCUAGUUUUAAUGCAUCCUUGCUUUAUUAUGCUUUGGCCUAUGGAGUUAAUAUACCGUUGGAUUCCUGUGACAUGAGAGCUGGUUGACCAAUUCAGUUAGGUUGGGAGAUGGUGUGGAGAGAACUUCAGUUUGACAUGUAAUGUGUCAUGUGAGAGAAGUUGAUGAGUAGGCACAAAAAGUAUUGGAGGUGAACUUCAUGUAGAUAGCUACUUUCUUAUAUGUUGACACUUUUAUUGUCUCUUAUUUUCAAUUCUGGUGAAUGGUGAUCUGUGGGCUUCCAGUUUCACAGUUGGAUGAGUCUUGAGAUUUGAAAACAUCCAUAUCAAUAAGUCUGGAUGAAACACAUUAGUAAAUACAGGUAAAAAGUUACACGUUUAGAGUUAUUGAGAAAUGCAACAGCAGAAAAGUAUAACCAGAAAUUGAGACUUCCAAGUAUUUGUUCACAGGGAGAUAUGAUAAGGGGAGCACAGAGCUACAAGAGAUGGUAAUGUGUAACUAGAAGAGAGAAAGUUUAAAAAAUUUAAAGUUAAGAGCAAAUGACUCUUAAAAGGGGACGAAAGUUUGACUCUAGAUAACAAUAGAAUAUGUUUAGUUCUGAGAAAAUAAUAAAAAAAUAAAAAUAAGAGAAGACAGUUGGCAGUUCAUUAGGCUGAUGAGAUAGGAAAGAGAGUGAGUGUGAAAACCACAGGCACAAAGAGUACAAAUUGUAUAUGAGAGAUGAGGAAAGAGGAGAAAAGCAGACAAAAGAAAAUAUAAAGAAACAGAGGCAGACAGCACUCGGCAAAUAGGGUGUAGUUACAGAAAUUGUGUCUAAGACAAAAAUAAUUUCACAUUGAUAGAUCUCAUAACACUGGGUUCUGAAUAAUUUUCUCCUUUCUAUUAAACCUCUGUUUCCUUUCUCCCUAUCCUUUCCUUUUCCAUAUUGUUAACAAAGGAAAUUGUUAUUCUUCGUGUUCAUAUUCCUUCUUUUGUUAUUCCGCACUGUAUUUCUCUAAAUACAAUGUUUCAACUGUUUUUUCUAGUUUGAAAUCAAGGUGCUAAAAGGAAUUUCCUCAAGUAUGGAUGUUUUUGUCAAGUGCCUUACUAAAUGUCAUAGCCAUUCAUUUUCUGUAUUGUAUGUGUGCAACUUUGAAAAAAGAAUGGUAUUAUGAUGAUCAAUGUAUAACAUAUGUUUUACAUUCCAAAUGAAUAUUUACUAUUUACAUCAUUGUUUAAAGGGAAAACUUUGCAUUUAUUUGAGGCAUUGAAACUAUUUGUAUCAGCAUUUGCUAUAAUUUUAGACUUUAUAAAAGUCACACUAUUGUAACAGAAAUCUUGAAAUUGUAAUAUUUAAUAAAAGACAAUUUUGUAUGAAAAUUGUACAUACACACUUUAUGUUAAACAUGGAAAAAGCCAAAGGGUUUUGCAACUUUUAUUUGUAAUUUAAUAUGUACAUGACUAACUUAAAUAGUACUAUAUUUCAGUUCAUCACAGAAUACACACAUUCACACGUAAGUAUCACAGAUAUGCUGGGACAUUGAAGAACCUGCAUGCAGGAUCACAUCAUCAACAGGUUUAUUUCUUGUUAAGUGACUUCUGUGUGUUGUCACAACUGAAACAACAUGAAACACAUGUAAUUAGUGUUGUCAGAAGCUUGAAAUUAAAUCUCAUCUUGUAUAAGUUCACAACUAUAUUGAACAGAGGAAAAUAUGCUGGUCAUAAAAAACAA